UUUGGUGUCCCUUUAGGAACCACAGAAUGGCAAGGGAACUUAAAGCCCAUCCAGUGCCACCCUUGCCGUGGGCAGGGACACCUUCCACUCUCCCAGGCUGCUGCAAGCCCCGGUCAGCCUGGUCUUGGGCACUUCCAGGGAUCCAGGGGCAGCCACAGGUUCUCUGGGCAGCCUUUGCCAGGUCCUCACCUCCCUCACAGAGAAUAAUUUCUUCCCAAUAUCGAACCUAAAUCUCCGUCAGCGUGAAGCCACUCCCUCUUGUCCUGUCACUACAGGCGCUUGUAAAUAGCCUUGCUCCAUCUUUCUUCUAUGAGAAUUGCUCCUGCCGGUUCCCCUGGCCACCAGCACCCCACGGUGGUACCCCCCAGUGUCAGAGGGAUGGUUGGGAUUCAGAGGAAUAGCGAGAAUAACAAUCCCAGCAGGCACAUUGCAUUGAUCUCGGGGUACCAGGAGAUAUGCCUGCUGUAUGUGUGGUAAUGCCAGCCUGGCACAAGGGUGCUGCAUGUUAAACCUGCCAAAUAAAAAACUGAGUUUCCUAAACUUUCAACAUGCUUUAGGUAUCAUAUUCUAGUAGCGUGUUGGCUUUCAGGUUUUUUUUUCCGUCUAAAUUUCCACUAAUAAAUGCAUAGCAUGCCUUGUAUUAACUGCUUUCAGGUUUACUUUGAAAGAAACAAAAGCGGGGGUUUCUUCAUAAUGAAGCUUAGAGAGCUUGAAUAACUUAAGUGUUUUAGCAACCGUGGCAUCUUGCCAGGUGAAUAAGUUUUCAGUGAACCUUUAUGCAUUAACUUAAGUUAUCUUAGAAGAAAUGCUUACUCUUGCUGUGGGUCAUCUUGCUGGUUUAAGAUAUGAGAUGAUCUUUAAGGUCCCUUUCAACCCAAACCAUUCUGUGAUUAGAAAUUUGAAGGGGCAGGGGUUCUUCCAUUACAAGAAUUGAUGCACAAGCACUUGCAAAGUUCCUGUGGUGGUUAGAUGAGGCAGUUUACCUGUUUGUAAUGACAGUAAAAUACUAAGAUAUUCAGAUGUAUGCAAUGUAUGCAAAUACCAAAACCUUGGCGUUGAGUCACCAGUGAUGUACAUUCAUCAUGCGUGCUUCAGAUUUUGGCUUUUCCCUGCAACAGGAAGCAGAACAGAAGAUGGUCUGAUGAGAGAUGCAUUCCAGUUUGAAGUGCUGCAGACACAGCACGAAGAAGUCAAACAGAAGCUGAAAGAAAUGCAGGAUGAAAUUCUCACUAAAAAUGGAGAAAUUAAAAUUCUGCGUGACUCAAUGCAGCAGAUGGAGUAUGCUAUGGAGGAACAGAAAAGAUCAUACCUACUACUGGAACAGCAAAAAUCUCAGAUUUUAAAUGAAAAAGAAAAAGAGUUCUCCAAAAAGUUACAGUCGUUGCAUUCCGAGCUGCAGUUCAAGGAUGCAGAAAUGAAUGAAUUAAAAACACGACUUCAGAACUGUGAAAGAAAUAAACACCUUUCUCAGGCAGUUCCAACAACAAGCCCUAAAAAGAAUCUUGUGGUACAAGUGAAAUCAGAUGGAUGUUCUCCACAGCCAGGAAAAAGAUCUUUUCCUACAAAGGAAUCCUUCAAUGCUGAAAUGUCCACUAGGCCAUCAUGUUCUUCAGGAAAUUUGAUGGCCCUGACUACUUCAAUCAAAGAAGACAGGAAGAUAACCCAUCCUGAAGUUUCAUCCCUGCAGCAGCACAGAGCAACAGGAAUAAACACUUCCUACAACUCAGUCCCCAGACGAAAUACACAAGGUUCUAUCUUGCUGAAUGCACUGAUGAAGCAGCCCAUUAUCCCUGGGACAUUUUUAGGACUCUGCCACCUUCUCAGUAGCAACUCUGAGCCUCUACCUGGAGCUGUGUUGCCGCCCAACUCUGUGGAUACGAAGCCCAUACAACUCCCCAGCAGCAAGACAACUCAAGAAGGAAUCACUCCUCUUGUAUCCCUGCAAGAAGCUCAAAAACUGGCAAUAACGGGACUGAACUUGAUUGCUCUGGAUGAAGGAUUAUCUGAGGAAAGCCCAGCAGAAGGCCCGGGAGGGCUCCUGCCCCUCACACAGAGCAGGAUCCGAGGUGCUGUGCAUCUCCUGCCCUUGGUGGAGCACCACAUUGGUGCUUUCUGCCAAGCAGAGCAGCUCAGGGACACACCAGGGAAUGGAGCUUGUGGGAGCCAUUCAACUGCUGCUUCCAGAGCCAGCACAAACACCGUGUCAAGCAAGGAGGACUUCAGGUUGUCCCUUGAAGAAACUACUCUUGUAUCACUGGGGAUCCUUUAUUAUUUGGUGUUCUACAGCUGGGAUGUUGUCCACACAUUGCUGUCUGCUGAAAUGGAAAAAAGUUCUGCUGCUGAAGAUGAACAGGUUUCCAAGAUGGACAAAAAUGUGUUGUGUGAUAAUCAGUCUGUUAAUAAAGAAGAGAGCAGAACACAAGGCAGGCUGCUUGCUCCACAGGAUCCUCACAAUGGUGAUGGAGCUCAACAUUCUUUGUUUAAAAAGCUGCUUCAGAUUCUAGCCUUUUCUGCUGCAAGGGGCUCCCAGACUGACAAUAUCCUGAGCCAAAGCCUAAAGGUUUUGAUGAAAUUAGCUGAAAAUUCAACUAUGGACUUGUUAAUAAAUUUCCAGCACUUACUGAGUAGCCAGGUACUGCAGCGCUGUCUGUGUCCCGAGACCCCUUUGCCUGCUGUGCUUCUGGCUGUGAGACUCCUGUGUGCUCUCGCUCAGCACCGCCUGUUGGUUGCUCAACUCUGUUCUCAUUCAGACAGCUGCCUUCUCCUUGCACUCUACAUGUACAUAACAUCAAGACCAGAUAAAUCAGCAUCUGAAAUGCUUUGGCUCCAGCUGGAGCAAGAGACAGUCAGGCUCCUGACACGCUGCAUGUGGUGCUCCAGACCUGCAGUUUUAUUUCCUGGCACAGACUGUCAGUGCAACCUCGAGGUGGUUAAGGCACUAAUUGUGAUGUUGCACAGGCAGUGGGUGAAGAUUAGAAGAUCUGAGACCAGCUUGUGUGCACAUAAGGAACAAGUUAUUCAGUUUUUACGGGAUGCUGUUUUACUCUUGCACAGCCUGUCUCAGAAAGAUAAAUUGUUCCAUGAACACUGUUUGGAAGUUCUCCAUCAAUACGACCAAGCCAUGCCAGGCAUAAGAGCCAUUCUCAAAAAGACUCAAAAAUUGAGUGCCUCUGAAGAGCUGAUUUUGGAUGAAUUGUAUCCUCCUGAGCCAGAAGACCAAGGAAUAGACUCCAGCUAGUGAAGAGCAAAGAUCCAUGUCCUUCAUCAUCUUAAUCAUUGCCAAUGCAAAUGUGAACUUUGAAUCAUCCUUUUAAGGGAUAAUCUUGGGUUGCACUCAAACACAGCACAACUAAGACACGUUUCUUUGUUGUAAUUAGUGCUAUCUAAAUGUAGCUGAAAGAGGAAUUUUGAUGAGAGUAAUACUGCUGUGCAAACCCACUCAAUGUCUUAUGACUGGUUCUGGUUAUGAAUUCCAUCCUGUAUGAAACCACUGUGAAUGGAAUGGAAAUUUCUCUUAUUCUCCAUUUUACUCAGCUGAAUUUAUGCUGCUGAAUGUGCCAAGGUGUGUGGCAUCACUGCAUUCCUAUGAAAGCCUUUUGAACACAGUUGUUUAUUUUGUAGCUGUACCACUUCCUUGUGUGACUUUUCAUAUUGUUGAUAUUAGUAAACAGUUUAUGGUGAUUUUAAAAACCCUUCUAGAAAUACCUUAAGAGUUGACAGUUCACUUCAGGGCUUUGAAUUUCUUGCUGAGGAUUGGUCAUCUCAGAUCACUCAAUUUCAUGAAUCUGCUGAAAGUGUACUUACUGAGUAAUUACUGAGCUGCCAAAACAAACAAUACUAGAACUUACA
Messenger RNA from Parus major (Great Tit), 3849 nucleotides. It is a transcript of the gene ATRIP, whose product is annotated as ATR interacting protein. The coding region runs from base 1070 to 3238 and encodes 722 amino acids. Lineage: Eukaryota; Metazoa; Chordata; Aves; Passeriformes; Paridae. Gene Ontology annotation, biological process: DNA repair; DNA damage checkpoint signaling. The transcript is spliced from 12 exons. The record is from RefSeq and is a predicted model, not a curated record.